Xiphophorus maculatus (southern platyfish) is the source of this 11266-nucleotide messenger RNA. Its product is annotated as up-regulator of cell proliferation-like. Gene Ontology annotation, molecular function: GTP binding. The transcript is spliced from 6 exons. NCBI's taxonomy places the organism in Eukaryota, Metazoa, Chordata, Actinopteri, Cyprinodontiformes, Poeciliidae. The record is from RefSeq and is a predicted model, not a curated record. The coding region runs from base 264 to 4991 and encodes 1575 amino acids.
ACAGCUGCAGUUCUCCAGUCAAAAUUAGGAGAGCGACGAGAGAGUAAAACCAUUUUUGUGAAAGACAGUCGGUCCUCGAGCAGAUCUUCUGCAAAGGUAUCUGGCUAUGGGAGGAUGAAUGUUGUUCUGUUGAUGAGAGUGAAGAGGAAACAAUAGUAAUCAAAACAUUUAUGUAAUUUUUCUUUCAGACAAAUGAAAGAAAAAUCAUUGUCUGAAUUUUAAACGAUCAGCACAAGUGUGAAGCUAAAGAGUCCGCUCCCACAAUGAAGGGGCAGAGGCGUAAACUUGCAUCUGUGCCAAAUAUCGAGGGUGAGAAAGAAGAGGUUCCUACAUCAACAUCUGGGACCAAGCUGAAGACAUUUUUGGAGGAUCUGGGAUUGGAUCAGUUCUACAGGGAGAAGCUGUCACUCAACAAGAUACUGGAGAUCAAUGAGAAGACCAUCAAUGAUGAGCCUCCAAAGUGUAAAUCUGAUCUUUCAUGGCAUUUUCUCAAGAAACUGAUGAUGGUGAAUGUAACAGCUAGAAAGAUAAAAUCAGUUUCUAUGUCUAACCAAGAUGAUGAAUUAGAACCUGAUGAGUUAAAUUUGGAUGAUCUGCUUGCUUGUACAAAUGAGGGUGACUCUGUAAAUCCUCUUGAUUUAAUCACUGCUCUCUUCCUGUGUUCUGAUGGGUUUGUUCAUCAAGAAUUAGCUCUAAAAAUGUCCAUGUGUCAGUUCUCUGUUCCUCUGCUGCUUCCUAACUGUGGUACACAGCAGUGCACCCUCAUGCUGUGGGCCAUGAAAGACAUUGUUAAGAAGUACAGACCUUCAAAUCUUUCAGAAUCAAAAGGCUUCAUAGAAGAAAGAAUAGUUCUUUCUGAACUUCCAAUGAUCUCAUUUGUGAGACUGGGUGAGUGCUCUCUGUCCAAAUCAGAGAUCCUCAAUAAACUUUUAAACAACCCAGAUGACACCUUUGUUCACCGUGACAUGGAGUGUGGAGACAUUCAGAGAAGAAUAUCCAAUGGACUGACUGAAAUGACCUGGUUCCUUCCCUGUGGAAACAAAAACAUGGACAUCUUCAGUGAACCAGUUGCUAUAGCUAACCUUCGUGGAGACAUUGCUUCAUUUGAAACUCAAUUCUCCUUUUUGUGUCAGACAUCUGCUGCAGUUUUUGUUUUCUUUGACCAGCUGGACUCUGAGUGUGAACUGCUGAUGAACAAAAACCAUAAAGCUCAAAUCUUCUUAGUGGGAAACCAACAGAGCAAGAGCCUUACUCCAGAUGUUCUGAAGAAAAUAACAACCAAUCUGGGCUUGACAAGAAACAACAUAAUUAUAAAAUCAAAACAGACAAAUAAUGCAGAUUUUGUCAAACAAUUGAGGAAAAGAGUCAGUGAUGUAAUUAAUAACCCCCAGAGGAAGAUGUCUGUAAAGAAGAUGGCUGAUGUUGCAGCUGAACUGGGAAUCAUAGUUGAUGAAGAUUCUCCAGAGUGCCAAGAUGGAAAGAUGAAAGCUGAUGAAAUCACUGCAGAGAUUGAAGACAUACUGAAAUACAAAAAAGAUCAACUUCCGUUACAAGAUAAAAUAUGGAAGGAACUGACUUGUUUAGAAAAGGAAGAAUUUCGUCUCCGAAAAGUUGGUUCAGAAAACAUUGAAAAUUACAAAAGCAAACUUCAGAGCGAGAGAAAAGAACUGAGGAAAAAGCAAAAUGUUUCUGCAUUGUCCAAAGCAAUGACAUGCUUCAUUACUGCAAUAUCCAGCCCACAUAGAGAAAGGUAUUACUUUCUGAAAUGGAUGAGAAUGAACCUCGACAACUUGUCUCAAACAAAACUUUCUGGCCUCAGGGAGCUUUAUAAGGAAAAAUGCAAAGAUUCUGAAAACAAACAGGAGAUCAAAGAAAUAGACCAACAACUUUCCAGCAGCUCACUGGGAGUUGAGCACUUCUUCCGUGAAAUGGGUCAGAUCUAUGAAGCUUCCCUUUACCUUCCAGAAACAGAUCCAUCACGUCAACAACUGCAACAUCUGCCCAAACUCUGUGCUCAGUUGUUGCUGGAUGGAUUUCCUCUUGAGCUUGUAGAUGGAGAUGCUUCCAACAUUCCUCUCAGAUGGGUGAGUGAUGUUCUCUCUCAGCUCAAUGACUUGGUGUCUCCAAAGAACAAGAUCCUGGUCAUCACAGUUCUUGGAGUUCAGAGCACAGGGAAGUCCACUCUCCUUAACACCAUGUUUGGAGUUCAGUUUGCAGUCAGCAGUGGUCGAUGCACUAGAGGUGCCUUCAUGCUGCUCAUCAAAGUCAAUGAAGACUUCAAGAAAGUUCUCAACUGUGACUUCAUGAUGAUCAUCGACACUGAAGGCUUAAAGUCACCAGAGCUAGCACAGCUGGACAACAGCCAUGAACAUGACAAUGAGCUGGCAACACUUGUUGUUGGUCUGAGUGACAUCACCAUUAUCAAUAUUGCAAUGGAGAAUUCAAUAGAAAUGAAAGACAUCCUGCAGAUAGUGGUGCAUGCUUUCCUCAGGAUGAAGGAAGUCGGCAAAAAGCAUCAAUGUCAGUUUGUUCACCAGAACGUUUCUGAUGUUUCAGCUCAUGAGAAGAACCUGAGAGACAGGAAGCUGCUGUUAGAUCAGCUGAAUGAGAUGACCCAGGCUGCAGCUAAAAUGGAAAAAAGAGAAGAGAACAAGAGUUUCACUGAUGUGAUGGAGUAUAAUCCAGACACUGGAAACUGCUACAUUCCUGGACUCUGGAAUGGAAACCCACCAAUGGCUCCAGUCAAUGCAGGAUACAGUGAGACUGUCUAUGAACUCAAGAAAAACAUCAUCCAACAGCUGAGAAAGUGUGGGUCAACUUCUAAUAACAUCUUGGAGUUCAGAGAGUGGAUAACCAGCCUGUGGAACGCAGUAAAACAUGAAAACUUCAUCUUCAGCUUCAGAAACAGCCUGGUGGCUGAUGCUUACAUGAGGCUCUGCACAGAGUACAACAAAUGGGAGUGGGAGUUCAAAAAGGAAAUGUACACCUGGGUCACCAAUGCAGAAAUUAGAAUUUCCAAUUUUGGUUCAUUUGCUGCAAAAUCUAAAAUAUCUGACAUGAAAGAAUUCAUCAUUGUGUUGAAAAGUGAAGCAACCACAGAGCUGACCAAGUUGGAGACAAAGAUCCUUGAAAAUCUGAAGAAAUACUUUGAGCAGCCAGAAGGUCAUGUUUAUCUGGUUGAAGGAUACAGAGAGGAAUUCUCCAACAGUGCAAAGAGUCUUCGACAAGAAACUGAACGAUCAGUGUUCAACCAGAUCACAGUUGCAGCUGAUAUUAAGGAAGGAAUGAAUGAAGUGGAUAAAAUCAAGCAGAACCAAACAAAAGAAAUUGAGAAAGCAGUUUGUGCUUUAAUUGAAAAAUGUCGUAAAAACAAAGUAAAAAUGACUGACAGAGAGCUUGAUGAAAGUUUUAACAAGAUGUGGACUGAAACACUGAAAACCUUGUCCUUCUCUAAACAGCAGACUUCAAAUAUCUUCACUAGUGUGUCCCAUCAGUUACGAACAAAUCUUAAGCGUAAGGGAAGCCAUGCAUGUGAACUGCUGAGUGAAAAAAGUCUCAAAGACUGUGGACUGGAGCCUUUUAAAUACAAACCUCAAGAACUCAAAGACAAAGCAAAAGAAUUUUUGGCCUGGCUGAUUCGUUCAAAAACAAGACAAGAAAUUGCUGACAGCAUCAUAUCUGCUUGCAAUGAUUAUGUUAGUGAUAAAAUCAAUAGAAAAACCAAUUAUCACGAUACUUACAUACAAGAGAUCCUUCACAUCAUUGAUGAAAAGCUGAACAAAGCUGAUGUUGACAUAGACAUUGAGUUUGAGGUGCCUCUGAAACAACACAUCUGUGGAUUUGCUGCCAGAAAGUUUCAGAAAAUUCAUUCAGAUUUUAUCCAAGAAAAUGAUCCUUAUGAAUGUCUGCAGAAAAACAAGGAAAAGUUCUGCACAGAUUUCAAAGAUGUCUUCCACAAACGAGAUCAAUGCCAGAAGAAAGCUCAAGAAUUCACAAACCAAUGUCUGAAACCUGCUGUUGAAAUCGAAGUCUAUCGUUCUCUAGGUCCUGAUAUUAUCAAUGAAUUGAAGAUUAGAAAGGAGUUCAGCACACGAAUGUUCUUCCAGUGUUCAAUUUUACUGGAUCUGAUUUCAAAGGAUGAAUUUGAAACCUUUAACAGAUACAUUUGUUCAUAUGAAGAAUAUGUAAAACUGUGGAUAUCUAGAAGAAUAAAGGAGAUAUUCUCCUCUCAGUCUGCAGUCUGUGAGUUUGAAGAGAAACAUCUUAAUUCCUGCAUCGACCACAUAAAUGCUGCCAUUAAAAAGGCAAAAGCAGAAAAAACUGACAGCCUGAAGACAUUUGUUGAAAAUAUUUGCAGAAAUCUUGGUAAUAAACUGGUAAUUUCCAAGGAUGCUCUUAAUGCCUUCAUGGUUCUGAACAAUGCUGAUCAGGAACAGUUUGGUCACUGGCUUGACGGGUGUGUGGAGGAAAUGACAGAAGCUCUUACAGUCAAGUUUAAAAACACAAAGUUUGAAACAAAACUCUCACGGCUCCACAUAAAACCAGAAAAUGAGCUUUUCAUCAAAAUGAUUGGUUGUGGCAAACAGUGUCCAUUCUGCAAAAUACCAUGUGAGGCAGGUGCAGAAACACACACUCACUUUGCUUCUGUGCAUCGAUCACAGGGUUUAGGUUGGUACAGGUGGAAUGACUCAAAAAAACUCGUAACUGAUGUCUGCACUUCUCUUGUUAUCAGUGACAAGCGCUUUCGCUGUUCAGACACAAAGAACAAAUACCAUCCUUACAAACAAUAUAGCGAGAUUUACCCAGACUGGAAUAUUGCUCCAGAUGGAAGCCUUGAGGCGUCAGAUUAUUGGAAAUAUGUGAUGGCCAAGUACAACAAUAAAUUUGCUAAAGAAUAUAAUGCAGAGCCUGCUGACAUUCCUGAUGCUUGGAAGAAAAUCACAAAAGAACAGGCAGUGGAAAGCCUCAAGAAGUCAUUCAACUUCAAGUGAAAUUAUAAUUGAACAUAAUUAUUAUUAUGUUCGAGUGAAACAUGAGUAACAAGAACUCUACAUGGUCCUUGCAUGUAGAGUAUUUUUGUCCUUUCUUGAACUCCCUCUAAUUUACACAUUGGUUUCUGCACUUUCACAAAAGACAAAAUAAACAGAUUCUGCCUAAUUUACUAUAGAGCUACUUAUUCUUUUUUAAAUCAUUGAUCAGUUAUAACAGUUUGCCAUUCUAUUUUUAUUAACUUUUGUUUGUAAAUGAUCUUGUCUGAAAAUAUUUAUCUUGUUAAAAAUUGUUAGAAAUGUGCUACUACAUUAGAUGAAUAAUAGAAGAGUGUUAGUAUAAAUUAAAUGUUUAUUGUUAUCAACUCAAUGAAAUCAACUCUCCACUACAGCAAAGUAGCCAAAUUACUGACAGAGAGCUUGACAAAUGUCUUAAGAUGUGGACUGAAUCACUGAACACCUUGUCUUUUUCUGAAUACCAGAUUUUAAAUAUCUUCACCAGUGUGUCCCUUCAGAAAAGGGAUGCACCCAGAAUAGUAAUGAAAUACAUAAUACACGUGUAUAGCAUGCCAAAUCUUUUGAAGUUAAAACAAUAACUCGCUGACAGCAUAAUGUCUGCUUGCAUUGACUGUAUUAGUAACAAACUUAGGAGAAAAAUCAAUUAUCAUGACACUUUUAUCCAGGAGAUUCUUCACGUCAUUGAUGAGAGGCUGAACAAAGCUGAUGUUGAUAUAGACAUUGAGUUUGAGGUGUCUCUGAAACAACACAUCUGUGGAUCUGCAGCAGAUUGUUUCAGAAAAUUCAUGAAGAUUUUAUCCAAGACAAUGAUCCUUACAGAUGUCUGCAGAAAAACAAAGAAAAGUUUUGCACAGAUUUCAAAGAUGUGUUUCAAGAAAGAGAUCAAUGCCAGAAGAAAGCUGAAGAAUUCACAAACCAAUGUCUGAAACCUGUUAUGGAAAACUUCAUCUAUCGUUCUCUUGGUCUUGAUAUUGUUGAUAAAAUGAUGACAAAAGAGGAGUUCAGCACACGAAUCCAGUAUUCAGUUUUACUGGAUCUGAUUUCAAAAAGUGACUUCAAAAGCUUUAAGAGUUACAUUCGCUCAUAUGAAGAUUACGUAAAAUCCUGGAUAUCUGGUAGAAUAAAGGAGACAUUCUGGUCUGGGUCUACUCUAUGUGGGUUUCAGGACAAACAACUUAAGUCCUGCAUUGAUUACAUAAAUUAUGCCAUUAAAAAGACAAAAGCAGAAAAGACUGACAGUCUGAGGACAUUUGUUGAAAAGAUCUGCAAAGAAGUUGGAGAUAAACUGGCAAUUUCCCAGGAUGCUCUUGAUGCCUUCAUGGUUCUGAACAAUGCUGACCAGGAACAGUUUGCUCACUGGCUCAAAGAGUGUGUGGAGGAAAUGACAGAAGCUCUUACAGUCAAGUUUAAAAACACACAGUUUGAAACAAAACUCUCACAGCUUCACAUAAAACCAGAGAAUGAGCUUUUCAACAGAGUGAUUGGUUGUGGCAAACUGUGUCCAUUCUGCAAAGUUCCCUGUGAUGCAGGUGGAGAAAACCACACUCAACACUUUGCUUCCAUGCAUCGACCAGAGGGUUUAGGUUGGGCCAUGUGGGAUGAGUCACAAAAGCUGACGACUGACAUCUGCUCCUCUCUUGUUAUGAGUGACGAAUAUUUUCACUGCAGGGCCACAAAGGGUGAAUGGCAUCCUUACAAAGAAUAUAGGGAGAUUUACCCAGACUGGAAUAUUCCUCCAGAUGUGAGUCGUCAAGCAUCAAAUUAUUGGAAAUAUGUGAUGGCCACAUUCAAUGAGGAAUUUGCUAAAGCAUAUAAUGCAGAGCCUGCUGACAUUCCUGAUGCUUGGAAGAGAAUCACAAAAGAAGAGGCAGAGGAAAACCUCAAGAAAUCAUUCAACAUCAAGUGAAACCAUAAUUCAUGUUUAGUUGUUAGAACAAAACUGGUUCUUGCAUGUAAAGUAUUUUAUUCCUUUUUUUAAAUUUUUUUUCAAAGCCCCUCUGUUUUCCAAACUGAACUUAUCCUUUCCACUGAAGACAACAUAAGUGGUUUCAGCUUACUUUACUAUAUCUACUUAUUUUUUUUUCUUUUGAUCAUUUAUAAUUUGUUCAUUCUAUUCCAUUGUGAACUUUAGUUUUUUAAAAACUAAAGUUCUUAGUUUCUUUGACUAAGAAACGUAAUUUUAUUUUAGUCAAAGAAAACUAAUAUUUUCUUGUGUGAAAAUGUUUACACUCUAAAAGUUGUAUAAAUGCGCCACUACAUUAGAUGGAUAAUUGGAGACUUUUAGUGAAAACAAAUUGUUCAUCAUUAACAAAUUGAUUCAAUCAACUCUCCAGAGUCAUUACAUCAUUCAGCAAACUGACCGCUGCAAAGUCAAUCACUGGAUGCAUUUUGCUGAGUUUCUUUACAUAGAAAAUGUAAUUUGAGUCAAAUUAUAAUGUAUUUAACUUUAAUUCUGUCCAUAUGAUGUGGUUGAACUGAUUAUAUGUUGCAUAUAUAUUAAAUGCAUCUGCUUUGUAUGCUAAAAUACUUUGUGAUUAUUAUUGUUCUACCUCUAAUUAGCAUGAGAACAAUAAACUUAAUUGAAUGAAGAUUGAUGUCAUAUUAGUUUUAUUUUAGUUAUUUUUGCUGUAUGGGUGCAGGAAUGUUAUGAAAUAAAUAUUCUUAUAUAUAUUUCCUUUGUGUGAUUGAUAUAUUUAAUGUCAAACACUCUUCAUGAAAUCAGUCAUUUCCAUAUGUUUUGUUUCCACAAAUAUUUCAUGUCUUGUUUCCAUUUUAUCAUCUUGCCACAAUCAUAAGAAUAUAGUUUUUACCAAUGUCUAGUUCUGGGUCUUAUAUUGAGUUUAUCUCUAAUAUUAACAUCACUGUUUUACUAAAAUACAGUAACUUCCAAAGUAAUAAAAAUAUAAUCGCUUUAAAACAUUUUUCAAUAUUUAACAGUUUGGUUACUCUCAAGUCUUUCUGAAUUCAGUAUAAAGUACAAAACGUUGCAGAUUUUGCACUAAAGGUCAAACUGCUCCUCCAUCGAGGAUAUUGUGUAGUGUUUAUUUCACACACAUCUAAAUUAAUAUUAUAUUCAGUCAAAAAGAUUUCUAAAAAGUUUUUCUGUUUGUUUAGUGUCUCAGUGAAAAACAAGUUUGUCUUCUCUGAUUUCAUUGUUUUGUAAAGUAAAAGAAAAAAGUAGCAUUUUAUGGUGUUACAGCAUAAAAUUCAUCUAAUCCUUAGCAGAAAUGAAUCACUAUAGAUACAGUGAGUUAAUGAUUUAUGAACAUAACCUGCUGGAUGUUUUGUUUACACAUAUGAACAAAAACACUGCACAGCACAUUUUCAUCAAAAGUCAAAGAGAAUUCAAUGAAAAAUUAAUAAAUAAUGUUUAUGAGUAUUUUUUUACAAUGGUAAAAUGAUUCACAAUAAUGAUGUAGCAGGUUAUUUUCCUUUUCAAAAUAAAAAAAAACACUCCACGAAUCCUCCAAAAAUGUUCACCCAAACAUUUUAUUAAUUUGAUUCAUUAAACUUCAAAAUAUAGAGAUUUGAACAUCGUAGUAAGUCUUUCUCACUGCCUGAUCAGUUUGGAUCCUUUCAUGAACCUUCAAAAUAUCUUGUAACUGGCAUCAUUAGAACCUCUGCAAAUGGAUCACUUAAUUAGAGAUGUUUUUUUAAGUGACCUACAAGUUCUUUGUUGAGAUUAUAUAUGAUCUCUGAAUCAUACAGUUCAGUAGAAACACAGAAUGCUUCUUCCUUGAAAAAUUAAGUUCAUAUACUUUGUUAAUCCAGUUUUUGUACUUCUGUGAUUUGCAGUCUUUCUCUUUCUCUCUCUCUACUUUUCUCAUUCUCAUUAAAAGACACAAUAUCAUACAGAUUCGCACUGAAUAAAAGUAUUAAAUUUAAGAUUUGCAACCUUGGAAAGAUAAGAUGUUAGAUAAUGACUUGUCACAGUUUAAAUAUUUUCUUGAAUACUUGUAGUUGGGUGCAAAUACAGGCCAAAGCAGCAAACCAGCUGAUUGGUGUAAGUCAGUACUCUGAGGCAGACUGAAAGGUCUAAAGUAUAAAGCACAUAUUACCCACUUUUUUCUGACCAAUCAUUGUAAUUUUUUCACAAUCUCCAUUGCAUAUAAAUGAAUUGGUGCUUGUAUGCUUUAUCUGUGUUUAAUAUUGUCUAUUUCAUGUUGCUUUGUAUGUUUGAAAUGCCUGGCUAGAAAAUAAAUCCCCCCAUUGGGGGACAAUAAAGGAACUGAACAUGUUUGCACUGCUUGUCACUUUCUUUGGGAUAUUAUGAGCAGUGAGAUGAACAGUGAAAGAAAAACUAAACUAUUUCUGAUAAUGGUAGAGGAGAACUUUACAGCAAUGACACUGAGACAGACAGACAGACAGACGGUGCAGUAAAAGUCUAUUUGAAAAAGUCAUCCAGAAUACCCAAGACUGCAGAUGUCUCUACUAUAAUGACACAUUACUAACAAAUAUAUAUUAUUUUCUUAUUUUUAUUUGUAGGGUAUUUAAGGUAGAAGAAUCUGGUUACUAACAAUGUUAAGAUAUAAUUUUCAACAUAUUACCGUAAAUCUGUUUUACAAUUCAAUUUGUUGGAUUGUUGUUCCUACCGACCUACAGGGGGCGACUUUGGACAAUGACUCAGAAAACUGUGCAGAAAUUUCUUUCUGCAUGCAGGUAUUUUUAUUUUAUUUUAUUUUGUUAUUUUUUAGCUACUCUGUCGUAACGUCAUAGACAUUAGCUGCAGUUCUUUUAAAAAUAUAUCCCAAUAGCAGAGCUGGAAUGACCAUGUAAUGGAAACCAUGUGAUUUACAAGAAACAACUGAAAAACGUGUCUAUGAAAGUGAAAGUGUUUUUCAGCAGGUUACAAAAGGACGUCUGCACUGCAGUCCUGCAGCUCUGUUAGAAGAAGGAGAGGAACUUUUUUUAAUGAAAAACAGCCGGUCCUCAAGCAAAUCUUCUGCUACGGUAAGUUAUUUAUACUGUUUUGUUGAUUGAUUUAAAAAACGAAAUAAAAGAGUGAAAAAAAACAACACUAAUAUUCACUUGUUAUACUAACCUCUGAUAUUAUCAGGGCUAAAAGACAGGAAACUAAUUCGCACGUGUGAUGCCCAACAGAUUUACUGGAACUUCAUUUUGAAUCAGCUGCCGAUAAAACAUAAAAUAUCAAAUUAAUGUUAAUCAAUGUGCUCCAGAUGGUCAGUCACCGUCGUUUACAGGGUUUGUUGAGUUAUGUUUUACAUUAAGCUAGUUUUGUGGUGAAAUGUUUCUGGAAAAAAACACUAUAUACGUUUUCCUGUUUCAAAAAGAUUAAAAUUAUAUGUAUGUGAAUUCCUGUUUUCUGGUUUAAAUGCUUAGAACAGUUAGACUCAGUACAACAAAAAUCUCCCAAACAAUCUCUUAUUUUUUUGACAAAGCUAAUAUUGAAAAUAAAUUUGGGAGCUUUUUAAAUUUGAGAUUGCAAAGUUCUUAAGACAAAUUGGCAGUGGUGGAGAGAGUACUCAAAAAAUGUACUUAAGUAAAAGUACAAAUACACAGACAAAAAGGUAUUCUAAUAAAAGUACAACAUUAACUUUUUUACUUGAGUAAAAGUAAAAUAGUACCGGCUUUUAAAAGUACAAGUACUUGCUGAAUGCAUUUGUUGGGAACCUGGGUUUUGGGGUUUUUCUUUGUGUUUCUUUUUCUUUUGUUGUUUCAAAAUCCAUCCACAAGAAAGCGCCAGAGGCUGCUCCUCCUGGUGGGGUGUGCCGGUCUCCUGUUCCCCUCAUCAAUUCUGGAGCUCAAGAGGAGCUGACUGCCAGUUCUCCGACGCCUGAGUGUUUGCCAGCAAUGGUGCCAUUCUUGAGACCCUGAGUUCCUUCGUGAGAGGAUUUUUCCCCUGGUUUUCUGGAACCUACCUCCUCGUGACGCCGUGGAACUUACCCACUGGUUGCCCGAGUUCCUUCCCCGUUUCCCACAUUCGGAGGACCGAACAGCUCCUGGAAACACCGCUUGGCAAUCGGACCGCUUCUCUGUCUCCAAUCCGCCAGAACUUACAAGUCCGCCCUCCACAGCAGCCUCUAUCGCUCCUUCCGGAUCAGCUCAACCGAGUUGGCUUCCCUGGGAACUGGACCCAAAGAGAACCCAUCUGUCAGAUCUGAACCCGACCCAGCAGUGAUACCCUCCCGGACCAAGAUCGUCAGUCCCACAAUGUGCCGUCUUCUCCGAGAGCUGCUCCCCAGGAACUGUUUCCCUCCAUCCAUCUUCCCCGAAUCUUCAAUAAAAUAUCUUUAACUGAU